UCCGACCUGAAGUUUCCAUGUCGCUGCACCAUACAAGUAGGGAACAAACGAGCUCAACAAACCGCUCCGUUUUUUGCUGAGUAAACACGAAAGGUGCGACAUCAGGUAUGGCAGACCCACAGUCAUUCCAGGUGUUUCGGCACCUGACACCUGUUGCCACCUGGCUGCACCUGGCCCUGUACACUUGCCUGGCUGUGCUUGUGGUUCACCUGUCGACAAGACUUUUCCGGUUUGUUCUCGGCCAAGUUCAGACCAGGGGAGUCAUGAAGCAGUUUUCAACUCCGCCGAAACACUGGCUGUUUGGACAUAAUCGGAAGGCGUCUCGAAACCAGGAAGGUUUCCAGAUCAUGUUAGAGUGGAUGAAGAAGUACAGUUCUCACUUCAUCCCACUCUGGGUCGGUCCCUUCAACGUGUUCCCCCAGUGUGUCCAUCCUGAACUCAUCAAGACUAUACUGGGCACAGCAGAGCCAAAAGGCAGAAUUUACAGAUUCCUUCAUCCAUGGCUUGGAGAUGGCUUGUUAACCAGUCAUGGCAGUAAGUGGCACCGGAACCGGCGACUGCUGACUCCUGCCUUCCACUUCGAGAUCCUGAAGCCCUACGUCACUCUGUUCUCUGAGUCUACUAACGUGCUGAUUGACAAGUGGAGCUCCGUCCCCGAGGGUUCGCCUGUGGAGCUGUUUGACCAUGUGAGUCUGCUGACGUUGGACAGCAUGCUGAAGUGCAGUCUGGGUUACCGGAGCAACUGCCAAACUGACGGACAGUCUGCUCCUUACAUCCAGGCAGUGUUUGAGCUGUCCCGCCUUGUCGUCGAGCGAGUUCGUUUCUUUCCCUUCCACUUUGACUUCAUCUAUUACCUCAGCCCCAGUGGCCGCAGGUUCCGUCAGCAGUGUGACAUUGUGCACGGUGUCUCUGAACAUCUCAUACAGCAGAGGAAAAAGGCACUUCAGGACGGGGAGGGCAAAUCUGGAGAAGACGAGACAGGAAAAAACAGGAAAUACCUGGACUUUCUCGACAUUCUUCUGCAAGCCAAGGACGAGGAUGGUACAGGCCUGACGGACGCGGAGAUCCGAGACGAGGUGGACACGUUCCUGUUCGAGGGUCACGACACGACGGCCAGCGGGAUCUCCUGGACCCUGUACCACCUGGCCAAACACCUGCAGUACCAGGACAGGUGCAGGAGGGAGGUGGGGGCGCUGCUGCACGGACGCACAACCAUGACCUGGGAAGACAUGAGUCAGCUGCCCUUCACCACCAUGUGUAUUAAGGAGAGUUUAAGGAUCAGACCACCGGUCCCGACCGUUUCUCGCUGUCUUACCAAGCCACUGACUUUUCCUGAUGGGAAAACCAUGCCUGAAGGAUCCCACCUAACUGCAGGAAUUAUCUACUCACAUCACAACCAUCUCAUCUGGCCAGACCCUCAGGUGUAUGAUCCCCUGCGCUUUUCUCCGGAGAGAUCCAAGGACAGACACCAUCAUGCCUUCGUACCUUUCUCAGCUGGACCAAGGAACUGCAUUGGGCAGAAUUUUGCGAUGAACGAGAUGAAGGUAGCGGUGGCGCUGAUCUUACAGCGGUUCCGACUGGAGCUGGACCAGACGAAACCCGAGCCGUUCUUUGUGCAACAGCUGAUCCUGAGGGCCAAGGACGGGAUCUGGAUCAAACUUACACCAAUUAGCUAAAGGGAUCUGGAUCAAACUCACACUGAAUAUCUGGAUCAUACAUGUCUAAAGGGAUCGAGAUCUAGCUAAUGCCAGAAAUUUGCUUCUUAAAACUAUCUCUAGAUUAUGCAUAGAUUCCAUAAGGGUGUGACAUUUGCAUUAGACUACAAGUUUAUAAUGAGGCUAAAAAUGCAGAGACAAGUCAUGAUGGUUGUCUUUUAAUAGCCGUCUUUUAUUAUUGAGCUUGGCACACUGCUACAAUCAAUAUUUGACCAUGUCUGAACCAUUCUUUAUUCAUUAGAAGCUCAAAUUGGCCUUAUACAUUGUAUAUUCACAUAUAACAUUUUCAUUGUAGUGUGGAAGCAAUGACAAUUAGCUUCAAUUUGUUUGUAUCAGAAGAUUUUCCAUGAUGAUAUGUAUGCACAAAUGCACUUGUAGCAAACCACAUACAUGACUUUAUAAUUGUAAUAAAUUUUGCAGUGACUGUAUGGUUUAGUUAUAGGGAUUUCACUAUAAGUUUUCCUUUGCUCACAAAGACAAGCCAAGCAACAUGUUCUUGAAGAGAAUUCUAAAAUCAAAAGUUGUGGUCACCGUGGUACACGCUUGAAUGUGCAGGAACAUCUGAAAUAAGGGUCUUUCAAUUGCAUUCUGCAUUCUACAACCAAAAUGUUAUAAAGCAACACCUACAUAAUGACUUUAUGAGCCACAAUAUAUGUAUAUUCCAUGCGACACCACUACCAUUACAAGUACAUGUUGCAGUACAUGCUAAAAAGUCCACUAAAAAUUCAAAUAAGUGCUGCAGUCUUGAUACAAGACAUUUGUUUUCAUCCAUUGACAAACAUUUCGAAUCCUAAUAAUAUAUUCCUGACAAAACUUUCUGACUUAACAAUUGUUUAAGGAAUGAUACUUGUACAUUGAGGUACAUCGUAGGGUCUAUGGCACAACGCAUCUAAAAAAGGAAUCAAACUACAAACACUUAAUACACUUAUGAUAUUGACAACAUUCCAUAGAGUUCCUUAGAAAAAAGAAACUAUGAUCAAGACAAUCUAC
Molecule: messenger RNA, 2705 nt
Organism: Branchiostoma belcheri (Belcher's lancelet)
Lineage: Eukaryota; Metazoa; Chordata; Leptocardii; Amphioxiformes; Branchiostomatidae
Product: phylloquinone omega-hydroxylase CYP4F2-like
Exons: 13
Coding region: 108-1676 (522 amino acids)
Molecular function (GO): iron ion binding; oxidoreductase activity, acting on paired donors, with incorporation or reduction of molecular oxygen; monooxygenase activity
Source: RefSeq, a predicted model, not a curated record